AUGGCUGUUCAUUAUACCCGCACCCGCACGUCCCGAGCACUGAUUUCUAAUUGCAGUGGCUGUUCGUUAUACCACCCGCACUGGCUGUUCAUUAUACCCGCACGUCCUGAUGCCGAUCCUGACUGUUCAUUGCCCACCCGCACGUCCACACUGAUUUCUAAUUCUGGUGGCCGUUAUACCACCGCACGUCCACAGUACCGAUUUCUAAUUCUGAGGGCUGUUCAUUAUACCACCUGCACGUCCACAGUACCGAUUUCUAAUUCUGGUGGGCUGUUCAUUAUACCACCCCCACAUCCACAGUACCGAUUUCUAAUUCUGGUGGCUGUUCAUUAUACCACCCGCACAUCCGCGUACCGAUUUCCUAAUUCUGGUGGCUGUUCAUUAUACCACCCGCGUCCACAGUACCGAUUUCUAAUUCUGGUGGCUGUUCAUUAUACCGCCCGCACGUCCACGGUACCGAUUUCUAAUUCUGGUGGCUGUUCAUUAUACCACCCGCAGUACCGUCCACAGUACCGGUUUCUAAUUCUGAGUCCGCAGUACCGAUUCUAUUCUGGUGGCUGUUCAUUAUACCACCCGCCGUCCACAUGGCUGUUCAUUAUACCACCCGCUGCGUCCACAGUACCGAUUUCUAAUUCUGGUGGCUGUUCAUUGCCUGCCACCGCACAUCCACAGUACCGAUUUCUAUUCUGGUGGCUGUUCACCACCGCACGUCCACAGUACCGAUUUCUAAUUCUGGUGGCUGUUCAUUAUACCACCCGCACGUCCACAGUACCGAUUUCUAAUUCUGAGUGGCUGUUCAUUGCGCCACCGCACGUCCGCAUACCGAUUUCUAAAUUCUGGUGGCUGUUCAUUAUACCCUACCGCCCGUCCGUCCACAGUACCGAUUUAAUUCUGGUGGCUGUUCAUUAUACCACCGCCACGUCCACAGUACCGAUUUCCCUUCUGGUGGCUGUUGUUCGUUAUACCACCCGCACGUCCAUAUUGUGGCUGUUCAUUAUACCACCCGCACCGUCCGAUUUCAAUUCUGUACCGAUUUCCACAAUUCUGGUGGUGGCUGUUCAUUAUACCACCCACAUCCUCAGCACGUCCACAGUACCGAUUUCUAAUUCUGGUGGCUGUUCAUUAUACCACCGCACGUCCACGGUACCGAUUUCUAAUUCUGGUGGCUGGCUGUUCAUUAUACCACCCGCACGCAGUCCACAGUGGCUGUUCGUUACCCGAUUUCUAAUUCUGGUGGCUGUUCAUUAUACCACCCGCACGUCCGCAGUACCGAUUCCUAAUUCUGAGUGGCUGUUCAUUAUACCACCGCACGUCCACGUUUCCUGGUGGCUGUUCAUUGCACCCGCCGUCCACAGUGCCGAUUUCCUAAUUCUGGUGGCUGUUUCAUUAUACCCACCCUGCACGUCCGCAGUACCGAUUUCUAAUUCUGGUGGCUGUUCAUUAUACCACCCGCACGUCCUGAUGCCGAUUUUCAAUUUCUGGUGGCUGUUCAUUAUACCGCCCCGCACGUCCACAGUACCGAUUUCUAAUUCUGGUGGCUGUUCAUUAUACCACCGCACAUCCGCACGUCCACAGUACCCACCCCGCAUUUUCUAA
Messenger RNA from Acanthosepion pharaonis, 1596 nucleotides. The record is from the annotation of a GenBank genome assembly. NCBI's taxonomy places the organism in Eukaryota, Metazoa, Mollusca, Cephalopoda, Sepiida, Sepiidae.